GUACCGGCUGCUCCGUCAGCAUCAGCAGCAACGUCUCCUGCCAGUGGGGACGCCAGUUCUGCUAGCACAAAAAUCCGAAUCCCCGCAGGAAGCGAAGAGGAGAAGAAAAAGCGUGGGUCUUUGAAAGAUCUGUUGGUGGAUCUAGAUCUUAUCUUUGGCUUCGCUGCAGAACAAACGGAGAGACCACUUCCUGAUAAGCUCGACACGGAUCCAGAAUAUUUGGAGAAGAGUUAUCCAGGGUUAACUACGUUAUGA
Amoebophrya sp. A25 is the source of this 255-nucleotide messenger RNA. The record is from the annotation of a GenBank genome assembly. NCBI's taxonomy places the organism in Eukaryota, Dinophyceae, Syndiniales, Amoebophryaceae.